AUGCGGACCCCCGCAGUGGCUGCAUGCGUCCAAGCUUUCCGCGCAAAAUCUCCGGCCAUGGCCGUAGCCAAGACAUCUCGUGCAUUGUACGAGUGGGGAUUGAUCCUCAACUCUCACACGCUGCAGAUCGAUGUGCAGUCGCCCCGCCGAUCAUCCUCUGUGAACGAGAGUGAAGCUCCUCAUCGGGACAUUGACCAGCAGGUGCUGGGUGCCCUAGAAGUUGUGGAGAAGGUAGCCAGUAAAUCUGGCAACCUAAAGGGCACCUCAGUGCGAGCUCUGAAGGACGCUAAGUCGGCCAUCAAAGCUGCUUGGGAUGUCUUAGUCGAGCGGACAUCCACGGAUGUAACCAGGCAACUACAGGCGGACAACGCCCGCAUCUUGGCGGACAACGCCCGCCUGCAGACUCAACUGACCAGCCUCCACAGCGAGCUCGUCAAUGUCAAGGUGGAGAUGGAGCUACUGCGAAAGCUACAGGGUGCUCCUGCGUCAGCUCCAGUUACGACUGGGGAGUCGCCCGCUGCAUCGCGGUCUUCUCGCGGCCAGAAGCGGCCAGAGUCGGCCGUCCCAGCCACGAGCAAGGAGGACGAACUAGCGCGAACCAUCAUGGUCCAAGUAGGGACGAUGGUCAAUGCGCGCUUCGAUGCUCUAGAAGGCAGACUUCUCCCGGAGAAGAGAUUGCGUCCGCCACUGUCGGUCGACAGCAAGCGUUCGCAAGCUUCUCCGGUGGCUAAGGCAACCCCGCAAGCGCCUACGCCUCGUGCCCCUCGACCGAUUCCCCCCGCGCCUUCCACAAUGGAGGUACCGUGGAACGUCGUUGCCAGAAAGGGCACCAAGAAGACCACACCCACUCAGACAAAGAGUGGCCCGGUUAAGCUGCGUCCUCCUCGGACGGCGGCUGUCGUGUUGACGCUCCAACCGGGUGCGGAAGAAAAGGGGGCCUCUUACGCUGGAGUGCUGGCGGAGGCUAGGUCUAAAAUCAAACUGGACGAGCUGGGCAUCAGUGCAGUCCGGUUUCGACGAGCUAUGACUGGCGCCCGCAUCCUUGAGCUGUCUGGAACCACCAGCAAUGACAAGGCGGACUCCCUCGCACAGAAGUUGAGGGAGACAUUGAGCGAGGAUGUGGUCCGGAUAAAUCGGCCCGUGAAGACUGCGGAGAUGCGCAUUUCUGGCUUGGACGACUCAGUCACCGCUGAGGACUUGGUGGCGGCGGUGGCUCGAGCUGGCCAAUGUGGUGCCGAUCAGGUUAAGACCGGCGAAAUUCGCCGGAAUAAAACCGGUCUCGGCUCGGCCUGGCUGCGUUGCCCAGUGGCUGCCGCAAAAAAGGUGUCGGAGGGUGGUCGGCUGCUAGUCGGCUGGGUGGCGGCCCAAGUUAAGCUGCUAGAGACCCGGCCGAUGCGCUGCUACCGAUGCCUAGAACCUGGACACGUCAGGGCGUCAUGUGUUUCAGAGGUGGACAGAAGUGGUCUCUGUUACCGCUGCGGACAGCCCGGCCACAUAGGCCAACAGUGCUCAGCCGCGCCCCAUUGCACUAUAUGCGAGGCUAGCGGCAAACCUGCGGACCAUCGGAUGGGGGCAUGUGUUACUCCAUCCAAACGCAGGAAUGGAAGAAAGAAGGCUAGCGAUGGCCCCAGGGUCUCCUCGCUGCCUGUCCGCCCACCAGCGAAUGCUGGAGCUAGGGCAGAGGGGGAACCGACAAUGGCUGUUGAUUAA
Messenger RNA from Pectinophora gossypiella (pink bollworm), 1710 nucleotides. RefSeq lists its product as uncharacterized. The coding region runs from base 1 to 1710 and encodes 569 amino acids. The record is from RefSeq and is a predicted model, not a curated record. Lineage: Eukaryota; Metazoa; Arthropoda; Insecta; Lepidoptera; Gelechiidae. The transcript is spliced from 3 exons. Gene Ontology annotation, molecular function: zinc ion binding; nucleic acid binding.